Molecule: messenger RNA, 1180 nt
Organism: Darwinula stevensoni
Lineage: Eukaryota; Metazoa; Arthropoda; Ostracoda; Podocopida; Darwinulidae
Source: the annotation of a GenBank genome assembly
ACUUAGGCUAUACAAACGUGGCGCCUCGCAUAAGCUCUUCUCCAAUGCGAGAGAACCUGCUGCUGCCAGUUUAAUAUCGAUUCGUGACAUAAGGUACUUUCCUUGAAGAUGGAGAACCACUUCCCAGUCAAGAAAAAUGCGAUGCUGGCCAAGGGCACUUUUGCUUCGAAAGUCGCUUUCGUUACGGGCGGGGGAACGGGACUUGGGAAAGGAAUGGCAGGAAUUCUCGCCUCCCUUGGUGCCUCCGUUGUCAUCGCCAGCAGGAAACUGAAGGUCUUGGAAGCAGCGGCAUCAGAAAUCAGAAGUGCAACUGGAGGGGAGGUAUUUCCUGUCCAAAUGGAUGUGAGAGACCCCAGCUCUGUGGAGAAUGCCUUCAACGAAGCAGAGCGCAGGUUCUCAUUGCCCACAAUAAUCAUCAAUAAUGCAGCUGGGAACUUUAUUUCCCCAUCAGAACGCAUAUCUUCAAAUGCAUGGCGAACCAUUAUUGACAUAGUUCUCAACGGGACAGCUCAUGUAACCCUAGAGGCUGGAAAAAGACUCAUCAAGCAAAAUAAAGGAGGGGUCUUUCUGGCUAUCACAACACCAUAUGCACAGCUGGGCUCUGGCUACGUAACCCCAAGUGCUUCAGCCAAGGCGGGUGUAGAAGCACUGACCAAGUCUCUUGCUGCUGAAUGGGGCAAGUAUGGAAUGAGACUGAACUGCAUUGCCCCAGGCCCAAUAUAUACUGAAGGGGCCUUCAGUCGCCUUGACCCCAGUGGCAGUUUCAAAGACCAUGCACUGGAUCGAAUCCCAGCUGGUCGAUUUGGUGAGAUUGAGGAACUGGCCAAUUUGGCUGCCUAUCUUGUGUCCGAUUAUUCUUCCUGGAUUUCAGGAGAAGUUAUUCGAUUUGAUGGUGGGGAAUUGCCAAUGAUGGCUGGAGAAUUUAACAUGCUGAAGAACAUUGACUCAGAGCAUUGGGAUGCUAUUGAGAAGAUGAUUCGUCAGAGCAAUGCAAAGUCCAAGCUCUGAACCUGUGACCCCCAUUUGCAUAUCAGCUCAUUUCUUCAUUGAUACUUCUACAAUUUUCUACUUUACUUAAUUUGUAUUAGGAUGCAGUUGUUGAUGAUGCUAUAUUGGGAUUCAUUGCUGUUACUCAAGUGGGUCACCAUCUUUGAUGCUUCAAUAAAUUUUAUUUUGGGGA